This is a messenger RNA of Metopolophium dirhodum (rose-grain aphid), 1008 nucleotides long. RefSeq names its product U6 snRNA-associated Sm-like protein LSm4. The record is from RefSeq and is a predicted model, not a curated record. The transcript is spliced from 5 exons. Gene Ontology annotation, biological process: mRNA splicing, via spliceosome; spliceosomal snRNP assembly; nuclear-transcribed mRNA catabolic process. Gene Ontology annotation, molecular function: U6 snRNA binding. Gene Ontology annotation, cellular component: spliceosomal tri-snRNP complex; P-body; U6 snRNP. The coding region runs from base 259 to 663 and encodes 134 amino acids. NCBI's taxonomy places the organism in Eukaryota, Metazoa, Arthropoda, Insecta, Hemiptera, Aphididae.
UAUGAGUUGUCCGACCUUAUCUUCUAAGACCGUUCCCUAAACAUAACUAUUUAGUCCGUGAUAGUGUUGUUCAUUGCAAAUUAUCAAUUUAUCCGGUAUUUCAAUUUGAGACUUGAGUUCAAGUUCCGUAUUCGUAAUUCGUAACCCUUUAAUUUGUUUUUAAGGGUCCUAUAUUGGGCUCCGGCAGGAUUUCCAAUUUGAAAAUAUUUAGUUUCACACUUUCACGUCGGACGUAUAGGUAGUCACUACCCACAUAAAAUGUUACCUCUUUCGUUAUUAAAAACUGCCCAGAAUCACCCAAUGUUGGUGGAAUUAAAAAAUGGUGAAACAUACAACGGACAUUUAGUGACUUGCGAUAGUUGGAUGAAUAUCAAUUUACGAGAAGUGAUCUGCACAUCUAAAGAUGGAGAUAGAUUUUGGAGACUUCCGGAAUGUUAUAUUAGAGGUAGUAUGAUUAAAUACUUGAGAAUACCAGAUGAAAUAUUUGAUAUGGUGAAAGAAGAUAUAGUUGUAAAUAAAGCUCGUGGCCGAACAGAUAACCAGAAAAAUCGUGCUCCUAGAGGAGCUAGACAAGGGUUCAGUGGGAGAGGCGGUGGUGGUAACAACCGAGGUACUGGACCACAACAACAAAGAGGUGGCCCAAAUAAGUUUCGAGGAAAAUAAAUUGUAUAUUUUAUAAUUUAUAUUUAUACAAUAUGUAUAAUGUAUUAAUGUGUAUAUUUAAAUUCAAAAAUGUCUAACUGCAAUAAUAUGCGUGAUGAAAAUUCUCAUAUUUCUUAAAUUAAUUAAGAAAAAUUCACUUAACUAAUAAUGUUUUAUUAAGAAAACAAAUUAUAAUAAUAAUAAUUAUAGCAUUAAAAUUAACCAUAAUAUUGUCAAAAUAUAAUGGAUAAGGCAAACAAAUUUUAGGUUAACAAUUAAUCAAUUAAAAGGUAUACUUUUAUUUUUAAAUGUAAUGUAAAUGCUGAAGACUGGAUUAAAAUAUUAAAAUUUAAAAUUUUGUAUCAA